Suncus etruscus (white-toothed pygmy shrew) is the source of this 1172-nucleotide messenger RNA. It is a transcript of the gene TMT1A, whose product is annotated as thiol methyltransferase 1A. The transcript has 3 exons. Lineage: Eukaryota; Metazoa; Chordata; Mammalia; Eulipotyphla; Soricidae. The coding region runs from base 238 to 972 and encodes 244 amino acids. The record is from RefSeq and is a predicted model, not a curated record. Gene Ontology annotation, molecular function: S-adenosylmethionine-dependent methyltransferase activity.
GGGGUGAGCCUUUAAAACUCCUGGAAGGAGUCUUCCUUGAGUAAGCAGCUCCCAAAGGAAAGGUGCGAAUCUUCUCGUUUUGCUCAAGCAGAUCUGAGCUCGACACAGCUUUUGCUAAAUAGCUGUUCAUCGCGGGAAAUUGGUUCCCUGCCUGCCAUUGGAUUUCAGCUGCCUGUCCUUGGCCCAGCGCUUUCUUGCUCUGUAACUGCUGAUCUGUUUUUGUUUUGUUUCUGAGUGAUGACGUUUCUCAUCUUUUCCCUCCGGCUGGCCAUCUACAUCCUGACGUUUCCCUUGCACCUACUGAAUUUUCUGGGCCUGUGGGACUGGGUGUGCAAAAAAUGGUUCCCCUACUUCAUGGUGCGAUUCGCUGUGAUUUAUAAUGAAGAGAUGAAAAGCAAGAAGCAAGAACUCUUCAGCAACCUGCAGAAGUUUGCGGGUCCCUCAGGGAAGCUCUCUCUAUUGGAGAUAGGCUGCGGUACUGGGGCCAACUUCAAGUUCUAUCCACCCGGCUGCCGGGUGACUUGUGUUGACCCCAACCCCAACUUUGAGAAGUUCUUGAUCGACGGCAUUGCGAAGAAUCAACACCUGCAGUUUGAGCGCUUUGUGGUGGCUGCUGGCGAGAACAUGCACCAGGUGGCUGCUGACUCCAUGGAUGUGGUGGUCUGUACCCUGGUUCUGUGCUCUGUGGAGAACCAGGAGCGGAUUCUCCAGGAAGUUCGCAGAGUGCUGAGACCGGGAGGGGCCUUUUACUUCAUGGAGCAUGUAGCAGCUGAACGUUCAACCUGGGAUUACUUCUGGCAGCAGGUCUUAGAUCCAACCUGGAACAUUCUCUUUGAUGGGUGUUACCUGACUAGAGAGAGCUGGAAGACCCUGGAGAGAGCAAGUUUCUCUAAGCUGGAGUUGCAACACUUACAUGCCCCAUUGUCCGUGAAGAUGGUGCGCCCUCACAUUUAUGGAUAUGCUGUGAAAUAGCCAGGGCAGACAUACAGAGCUGAAUGAUUUCAUUAUUUAGGGCUUCAGCUUAACAUAAGAUGCUAGUUGGCAAAAGGGAAUCCUGUUUUUUUUUUUCAUUUGUGUUUUAGGUAAAGUUGAAUUUUAUUCCUAAAAGUUUUUACACUCUAAUCUUUUUAGCCAGUUUCUAUUGUCUCUCAAAUAAUCAAAAACAAAAACAA